CCUCCCUCCUCCCCUUGCAGGCAGACGCCGGGAUUGCGCCGCCUGAAGGGACUUGCCCAGUCCUUCCUGGGUGUUUGGGGAGCGCAGUCCCGGCGCGUAGGGGCCGCUCGGCGGGGGCCGCACGGGCAAGAUGGUGUGUGCUCGGGCGGCCCUCGGUCCCGGCGCGCUCUGGGCCGCGGCCUGGGGAGUCCUGCUGCUUACGGCCCCCGCAGGGGCGCAGCGCGGCCGGAAGAAGGUCGUGCACGUGCUGGAGGGUGAGUCGGGCUCGGUGGUGGUGCAGACGGCGCCUGGGCAGGUGGUCAGUCACAGGGGUGGCACCAUUGUCUUGCCCUGCCGCUACCACUAUGAGGCAGCCGCCCACGACCACGACGGCGUCCGCCUCAAGUGGACCAAGGUGGUGGACCCACUGGCCUUUGCCGAUGUCUUCGUGGCGCUCGGCCCCCAGCACAGAGCAUUUGGCAGCUACCGCGGGCGUGCGGAGCUGCAGGGUGAUGGGCCUGGGGAUGCCUCCUUGGUUCUCCGAAACGUUACGCUGCAAGAUUAUGGGCGCUAUGAAUGCGAGGUCACCAAUGAGCUAGAAGAUGACACUGGCAUGGUCAAGCUGGAUCUCGAAGGCGUUGUCUUCCCUUACCACCCCCGUGGAGGCCGUUACAAGCUGACCUUCAUUGAGGCGCAGCGCGCCUGCGCUGAGCAGGACGGCAUCCUGGCAUCCGCAGAGCAGCUGCACGCGGCCUGGCGCGACGGCCUGGACUGGUGCAACGCAGGCUGGCUGCGCGACGGCUCGGUGCAGUACCCGGUGAGCCAGCCCCGGGAGCCCUGCGGCGGCCUGGGCGGAGCCGGGAGCUCCGGGACGGGCGGCGGUGCUGCCUCCGGGGGCGUGCGCAACUACGGCUACCGUCAUAACGCCGAGGAACGCUACGACGCCUUCUGCUUUACAUCCAACCUCCCGGGACGUGUGUUCUUCCUGAAGCCGCUGCGGCCUGUACCCUUCUCGGGAGCAGCGCGCGCGUGCGCGGCGCGCGGCGCGGCCGUGGCCAAGGUGGGACAGCUGUUCGCCGCGUGGAAACUGCAGCUGCUGGACCGCUGCACCGCGGGCUGGCUGGCCGACGGGAGCGCGCGCUACCCCAUCGUGAAUCCGCGCGCGCGCUGCGGCGGCCGCCGGCCGGGCGUGCGCAGCCUGGGCUUCCCCGACGCCACGCGCCGCCUCUUUGGCGUCUACUGCUACCGUGCACCCGGAGCGCCAGACCCCGCACCAGGCGGCUGGGGUUGGGGCUGGGCCGGCGGUGGCGGCUGGGCCGGAGGCGCGCGCGACCCCGCCGCUUGGACCCCGCUGCGCGUCUAGAUCCUGGGCGCAGAUGGCUGGGGUGCUUGGCGGCUGGCCGAGUGCUCUGCGGUCUCUGGGAGACAGACCACGUGACUGGAGACUGGCCUCUCCCCCUGCGGUGCGUAGCAGGCUGACCAGGCCUCCUGUGGUCUUUGAACACCGGCUGCGCCCCCGAGGUCCCCAUAGACUGGCCAAUCCCGGGAGACUGACCAAGCCCCCACCUCUCCUGGAUAGUGGAUUUCCCCUCCUCCUUCGACUUUCUCCAGGAGAUGGGGCAUGCCCCCUGAAGACCCCUGGAGGCCAACAGACGCUGAGGUCUCCUGAAGACUGGCAAUGCCUCCCCAGGUCACUUGGAAACAGACAGAAUCACCCCCUCCCCCGCGGUCUCCUGGAGGCUGGACCCCCGGGAUUAUCUGGAGAUUGGCCUCAGGCCCUCUGCAUCUCCCUGGAGACUGAAGACUGAUCCCUUAACCCUCCCCCCCCCCCCCCCCCAUGUAUAGAAAACAGAAACCUCAGAGUUCACCAGGUGAUCACGCCCCCAUGGUCACAUGGAGACAGGGCUCCUGUCCUCUUCCCUAUGGUGACCUGGCUAUUAGGUAUUCCCAUUCUUCCCCCCUUCCACUGCGAGUCCUCGAAGUUUGCAGAAUAACAGGCCACGUUCCCCGGUCACUGUGAACAGCCCCGCUCCUCCAGUUUCAGGGGAGACCAGCCUCGUCUGUCACCACAAAAACAGAUUGACAUGCCCCAGCCGGCUCGCAUGACUGGCGGCCAUGCCCCACCCCUCAGGUAUGUCUUUGGAGGGAGCAAAUCUGCUCCCACUUGAUGGCCUCUUUCCUGGCUGUCACCAAAGAGACCAUCCCCUGGGCCCAGGGAUCCGUAGGAUCCGUGUCACUAGCUGUGGCGAAAGCUGUCCCACUUCCCAUGUUACCAAGGCGACCAGCCCAACUUCUACCUGUAACCUAGUCACAUAGCCCUUCCCUCAUCAGUCACGCCCAUGGAGAUAGUGCCUCCCUCCUCCAGCUGUAACCAUGGAUACCACACGUUUCCCAUCUCACCUCCGGGACACCAGAGAGCUACAACUCUGCUUCUUGAAGUCCCCAUCCUUACCAACAGCCGUGAAGACCACUCUCCCCUACCCCCAGAACUGUCCUGAGAGUGUCCCAACAUUCAGUUCUCCAGUUUUCACCAUGAGAACAGGCUGCCCUUUCCCCAGGUGCACCCCAGCUCUUUGCCCCCCAUCCAAGCUCCCUCUCCAAGCUGCUUGAGCCCCACAAUGGUUGCCAUGGAAGCCAAACUCUGGUGUUUGAGGUGACAGAACACCUGUCCCCCUAGGCUUUCCCAUGUCAGCAGGGCCCCACCCCAUCAAACUGUCACCACAGAGACUGGCAACGUCGUCUCCAUGACAACCAACCUCCCAGCUCUCAGGAACUUCUUACCAUGGGUGGGAACUGCACCCCACGGGAUUUAAUGUCUGCUCCUUAACCAGAGAGGCCCAGCCCCAGGCAGCAUCUCCAGAUAUGGCUGGGCUUCUGGAGCUGCUGGACACUCCUCCGUUUGCACGCUAACUAUAUCCCAGACAACAGUUGUGCACGAGACACCCUUGCAACCCCCAGAGGUCUGGCAGCCCCAGCCCUUUAUGCUGUGCAAGCACUGGGCUCCCCACUUCCCCUCUGAGACCACAUCUCCAUUCUCACUGAGUUCUCUCCUCUAACUGCCCCCUGCCCCACGUUUCACUCCUUAGAGAUCCUGGAGAGACAGAAUGUUUUUUACACUUCAAAAUCCACAGGGAGCUACAGGCUCUAAAGGACAAUUUGUGCUAAGAGGUCAGAACCCAGCCAAACUCCCCCCAGCGUUGAGAGCCAGCUCGGGAGAGAUGGCCCAUGAACAAAGCCACCCCAGCUGUGGGAGCCCCCGGAUCCAAGGUCUUCCAUGGAAUAGCACUGAGGCCCCUCCUGGAACCCCCGGCCCCCUUAUUGUCACAUCCAUCUUGAGGAAACCCAUCCGUGAGUUGUGGAAUCAGGUGGGUUGGGUUCAAAUCCUGCUGCUGCGACCAAGUGACAACCCCCCCUGAGCCUGUUUCCUCCUCUGUACCAGAGCUGUUCUGAGGUCUCAGUGAGUGCAAAGCAUACAGCAGGGGCUCAAUAAAAAAAAAAGUUGUUUUGUUU
Messenger RNA from Acinonyx jubatus (cheetah), 3489 nucleotides. It is a transcript of the gene HAPLN4, whose product is annotated as hyaluronan and proteoglycan link protein 4. Lineage: Eukaryota; Metazoa; Chordata; Mammalia; Carnivora; Felidae. Gene Ontology annotation, biological process: cell adhesion. Gene Ontology annotation, molecular function: hyaluronic acid binding. Bases 131 to 1342 code for a protein of 403 amino acids. The transcript is spliced from 5 exons. The record is from RefSeq and is a predicted model, not a curated record.